This is a messenger RNA of Drosophila yakuba, 2227 nucleotides long. RefSeq lists its product as uncharacterized. NCBI's taxonomy places the organism in Eukaryota, Metazoa, Arthropoda, Insecta, Diptera, Drosophilidae. The transcript has 4 exons. The record is from RefSeq and is a predicted model, not a curated record. The coding region runs from base 536 to 1828 and encodes 430 amino acids. Gene Ontology annotation, biological process: signal transduction; positive regulation of fibroblast growth factor receptor signaling pathway; positive regulation of epidermal growth factor receptor signaling pathway.
CUAGCGGUGCGGCUUCAGUGCGUCUGUAAACACUGCCGAGUGCGGUACUGAAGCGACAUUAGCUCCGCUCGAAGAUUCCCAAUUCUGGGUGAACUGGCUAACGGUAGCAAGCCCAUCCGAACGAAAGUGAAUGUGCGUCCAGGUCUAAAAUAAAAUUGGUACGGAAGCCAAACGAAUAUACAAGAAUAUACGAAGUGAACAAGUUCAGAUAGAGAGAUAGAUUCAAAGUGCAGCGCUAAAUAAAAAAUCAGUGCAGCUGCUUCCUGAGUGCACCUGUUUCCCCAGCAGGGCGCACGUACGCAUACGCACCUUUGGAUACGCGAAGAAAUGGGAAGUACACACGCUGGUGUGGUGUGCAGUGCUUGACAACUUAAUGCCAAGCAGUCGAGAAGCCAAAGGGCCCUAAAAACAGUGCGACCUUGUCUUGUCUUCACCGGACUUCUUAUACCCAUAGGGCCAUACAUCAAAGUCGGGCCUUAAGGUCUUGGGACUACACACAAAUCACAUUUGGAUAAUACAACUCAUACGCUAGAAGAUGCUGAAGCACGUGCAAAUCUCGCCGCUGCGGAAUCGAUCCGAUUCGGUGUCCCUUCGCUCCUCCAGCCACGCCUCCUCGUGCGCCAGCUCCAUGUGCGGCAGUCCGGAGCCGCCGGCGGAGCUGCAGAGGACGCCCUCGAGGGCCUCCAGUUACUCCAGCCUCAACGAGCAGCUGCCACAGACCACAAUCAAGGUGUACACAAACUGCCUGAAGAUCGACAUCGAGUACAAGACCCUGGGCAUCCAGUGGGACACCACCAGCAAGGAGGUGAUUGGCCAGCUGCUAAGACGCCUCAAGAUGCGGCAUCGCGAUCCACGCCUGUUCUACCUCUCCAUGGAGGUAGCUGUGCGUCGGGCCGGAGUGAAGACCAUCUUGGUGCUGGACGACGACACCCGGCCGGCCAUCAUGCAGGCCUGUCAUCCAAAGGGCGAGUCCCGCUUCUGCCUGCAGCUGAAGCCAGGUGGCCUGAUCCGCGUCCACACCUCCGCGCUGCAGCCCAGCUCCCAGUACAAGUCGCUGGUCAUCAGCGAGGAGACCACCUGCGACGAGCUGCUGCACCUGCUCCUCGGCUGCUACAGUUCGCCCGAGCCGGUGGAGAACUUCUCGCUGUACGAGGUGUGUCCCGGCCAGGAGUGCCAGCGAAAACUGCACCCGGACGACCUGCCACUGCGCACCCAGAUGGAGCGCAUGAAGCGCGGCGAGGGCUGCCACUUCCUGGUGCGCCGCACGCCCAACUACGCCCGCCGGCGCCAGCUGCUGGCCAAUCUGAACGAGGCGAUUGGCCAGGCGGCGGAGGCGGCAGAGGAUGCCACCAGUCUGCUGGAGCUGUCCUUGGAGUCGGACAUCUCGCUGUCCGAGGAUCUGCGAAGCUGCAGCAGCAGCGAGGAUGCGGAGGACGCGGACGAGUGCGCCAGCAGUUCCGGCUCCUCGGACAACUCGACGGAGUGUGCCCUGCGCCGGGACUUUUACCUCCACACCACGCCCGCAGCUCCAGCUCCAGUUGUGCCCCAGGUGGCGGUGGCCGUGUCACCCGCUCGAGUCUACAGUCCCGUGUACAACAUACGUGAGAUUCGCACCGCCUCGCACUCGUUCUCGUCGCUGGGAAAGGACAAGAAGCUGCUGGACAUCCACAUGAACGCCCGCUUUGCGUCCGGAGGAGUCUACGGCAGACUGAUGCCCGUGGCGGAGACGGAGACCCAGGACAUGAACGGCAACACCAGCACCAAGCUCACGGCAGAGGCCGUCAACAACAAUCCGGCCAAGGGCCUGGGACACUUUGUCUACCUGUAGCGAAUUGGUCAGUGGGAGUGCAACCCGUACAAUGAGACCCAAAAAUGAGAGAAGAUAUCGAGUACCGUUUGGACCAAAGAUGCAUUUGUAGUUUAAGCCGUUAGAGUGGGAAAAUGUAAAUAGGAAAUAUGCCUGCGAGUAAAGUAACCUAAGAUUAGCUACGAUUAGUUUAGUUGUUUGUUUUUAGUUUUUCCUACGCUACGAAAGAUACUUUGUCCUUAGUGUAAUGCAAAGAAACCAUCUGCUAACAAUCCCAAAUCAAUGGAGUCUAUAGCUUAAGGCUUUAGUUCCGCAACUAAAGCUUCGAUAAGAGUAUGAAUCUGGAUAGCUUGUGGCUAACAUUCGUGUGUAAAAACCAAAAGAUAUUUUAAUAAUAAGAACUAAUUAUGUACAACCUGA